This is a messenger RNA of Aspergillus fischeri NRRL 181, 615 nucleotides long. Its product is annotated as xanthine phosphoribosyltransferase. Gene Ontology annotation, cellular component: cytoplasm. NCBI's taxonomy places the organism in Eukaryota, Fungi, Ascomycota, Eurotiomycetes, Eurotiales, Aspergillaceae. Gene Ontology annotation, biological process: IMP salvage; hypoxanthine metabolic process; XMP salvage. The transcript is spliced from 5 exons. The record is from RefSeq and is a predicted model, not a curated record. Gene Ontology annotation, molecular function: hypoxanthine phosphoribosyltransferase activity. The coding region runs from base 1 to 615 and encodes 204 amino acids.
AUGCCGCAAAAAGUCUAUGUGACAUACAACCAGGUGCACAAGUUGUGCCAGACCUCCGCCGAGAAGAUCCUGGACACCUUCCGGCCCAAUCUUAUGAUUGCCAUUGGUGGUGGUGGUUACGUUCCUGCUCGUAUCCUUCGCUCUUUCCUCAAGCGUGCCGGCGAGCCCAACAUUCCCAUUCAGGCUAUCGGCCUGUCUCUCUAUGAGGACUUGGGUCGUGGUGACCCCGAAGAGGUCCCCGGAACCAAGGUGACCCGAACACAAUGGCUCGAUCUCAGCUCUCUCGAGAUGGCCAAUCUUAUUGGCAAGAACAUCCUCAUUGUCGACGAGGUCGAUGACACCCGGACAACCCUGGAGUAUGCAGUCCGUGAGCUGCAGAAGGACGUGGAGAUGGCUCAGAAGCAGCUCGGCCGUGAGGCUGAGAAGACCAACUUCUUCGUCUUUGUACUUCACAACAAGAACAAGUUGAAGAAGGGCGAGUUGCCUGCCGACAUGAUGGAAUCUGGCCGUUAUCUUGCCGCAGUCACAACGGAAGAUGUGUGGAUCUGCUAUCCUUGGGAAGCCACGGAUAUCGAAGAGCACGACAGACUGGCCAUGGAAAACCCCCUUGUUUAG